Messenger RNA from Charadrius vociferus (killdeer), 747 nucleotides. It is a transcript of the gene ITGB3BP, whose product is annotated as integrin beta 3 binding protein (beta3-endonexin). The transcript is spliced from 9 exons. Lineage: Eukaryota; Metazoa; Chordata; Aves; Charadriiformes; Charadriidae. Bases 1 to 747 code for a protein of 248 amino acids. Gene Ontology annotation, biological process: CENP-A containing chromatin assembly; regulation of DNA-templated transcription. The record is from RefSeq and is a predicted model, not a curated record. Gene Ontology annotation, cellular component: nucleoplasm.
AUGCCCACUGGCAUGGUUCCUGUUAAGCAGAUAAGUGCUUUCAUCAAAGUGCUAGUCAGAGUUAAGAGAGCAUUGAAGUUGGACACCGUUAAAAAGGAUAAUCCAUCUGAUGCAACACCUUUGAAGGCCAAAAAGAAAAAUCUAAACUCUUACUCACCGACAACAGGAACACGCCAAAUGAGUCCAUUUUCGUCUCCCACGAGUCAUAGUGCACAAGAUUUCAGAAAUCACCCAUCAAAUGGAGAUGGAGCUGAGCAGAAUCAUUCAGAAAGCGGAUUAUCCAGAAGAGGGCAGCCUCAAACAGAGGAGGAUGCGUUCAUGGAAUUGCAGUCCAAAGUGGAAAACUCAUUGGUUAGAAUUCUGAAAAUAAGAGCAAAUCUGACAAGCCUACAGGCUUUAGAGGGCAGUAGAGAGCUUGAAAAUAUUAUUGGUGUCUCUGACUUGUCUUGCGUCUUGAGUGCUGAAGUGCUGAAAACCCAAGUGCUAAUGAGUCAAGCCCAAGAACUGCAGCUCUUGAAAAGAAACAAUGGAAAACUUCCUGCCCGAGAGCAGUCAAACUUGCGAAAGAAUGGCAGUGGAAGUAGGAGAGGAAAAGAAACUUGGGAAGAUUCUGCCCUUUUAAUGCUUUUGCGGGCCGGGGACAGGAGACGCCACGGCAAAGGGCAGAAAGGCUUCUACCGACCCGUCUGCACCUGGGUGAGGUUUCUGGUGCCUCUCCAGCUGCUGCCUUACCCUGUGCACCCCUAA